GAUUAUCUCAACCAUUACGUCAACUGUAUUUAGUGGGUUGGAGAGUAUUUCGAAUCGAUAAGGAACGCUAGCGACUUUUUGAUUGUCUUUUAUUAAAAAGUAUUAACAAACAAAUAUAAACAGUUGUUUAUCCAGUUUAAAUUCUAAAAAAAAAGAAGAUUAAUGUCAUUAGGGUGGCAUUAGAUUUCUAGCAAUAAUGACAGAUUCUGAAGGUUCAGCAAAACGUAUGGCAACUGAAGAAAAUGAAGGGAGUGAAAUUUCCCAUAAACGUGCACGUAGCAGAGGACGUGCUGUGGAUGUUAGAUUUUUAUUACAAAGCAAGAAUGCUGGUGCAAUUAUUGGAAAAGGUGGUUCGAACAUAAACAGACUUCGCAAAGAUUACAAAGCAAGUGUUACAGUGCCCGACUGCCCUGGCCCUGAACGGAUUCUGUCUGUUGUGGCUGACAUUGAAACUCUUGGUGAGAUACUGAUUGAUAUCAUCCCAAAACUAGAAGAUUAUAUUCAUCACCGGACAUUGAGUUUUGAUUGUGAAAUGAGAAUGCUACUUCAUCAGAGUCAUGCUGGAUGCUUAAUUGGAAAAGGUGGACAUCGUAUAAAAGAAGUUAGAGAGAAAACUGGAGCUCAUAUUAAGGUAUAUAGUAACUGUUGUCCUGUAUCUACUGAAAGAGUUGUUCAAAUAUCAGGUUUUCCAAAUGUUGUCAUUGAUUGUGUAAAAGAAAUAUGUGAUAUAAUCAGUCAGGCUCCUAUAAAAGGACCAAACAAAUUAUAUGAUCCUCACAAUUACAACACUUAUUAUGCAUCAGAGUAUGGAGGUUACAGUGAUGGGGGAGGAAGAAACAGUGGAAGAGAUAUGGGAUCUAGGAUUAAUAGAAGUGGUCGUGGUCGUUUGUUUGGAGGACCUUCUUCAGAAGGAUUGCUGGGUUCACCUCGUGGAAGAGGAAGAAUGAUGUUACCUUCAGGACCAAGAAAUAGAAUGGGAAAUUUAGAUACUGAUUGUCCAGAAGACAUGGAUUUAAUGUCAUCUAUGUCUGUUGAUAAUAGUGGAGGUCAAAAUUUAAAUGGUCAUAGUUUUCGUGGAGGACAUACUGGAGGAGGAGGACUUAGAGGAUUUGGUCAGUCACAAGGAAUGGGUGGAAUGCCUCUCAGAAAUAGAGGUGCUGGAAAACCUGGCAAUAGAAAUAUGUUUUCUGGUUCAGAUAAUUCUGAAGGUUUACUUGGAGGAGGUCCAGGAAUGUCAUCUGAAUUUGAACAAGAUUUUACACAAGAUGAGGCUGUUUGUGACUUAUUUGGUUCAAAACAGGGAAAUUUUGGAGGAAAUAAAAAUUCAACUCAAGUGACUGUUCCAAAUGAGCUUGCUGGUGCUAUUAUCGGAAAAGGAGGCCAAAGAAUAAGAAAAAUUCGUAGAGAUUCUGGAGCAGGAAUUACUAUUGAUGAAGCAUUACCUGGAAGUUCAGAUCGUGUAAUCACAAUAUCUGGAACUCCUCAACAAGUGCAAAUGGCACAAUUUCUCCUCCAGCAAAGCGUUCGAGAGCAUUCUGGUAGAAAAUUCUAAUGAAGAUUCUGUACAAGGUCCUCUCCUAUCCAUUUCUUGCAUUGCAGUCAUUUGUCCAUUCAAUCAAUUUGUUAUUUGUGGCUAUGAAAGUGUAUUUGCUUUGUUUCCAAUGACAUAUUAAACAUCAAUAACAACAGGGUUGUAUCACAUGUUGCAAUGUUUUAAUUUGUGUAAAAAAAAAAUGUGAAUUAUUUGUCCAAAAUAUAAUGUGUGACUUUUGACUGCUUUAGAUACAUUCCAGCCAAUAACAAAUAUAUUGCCUUUGUCCAUACUUCAUUAAAAUAUAACAGAUGGGGAGGAUAGUAGUCCAGAAAUUUCAGUUUGCAAUAUUGAAUUUCUUAGUUUUAAGUGAAUAAGCUGCAUUAUUAUAGUUACUUUUAUUUAAUAGUAAAAAUGUCUUAAAAUUUUGUUUAAUUCUUUAAAUAAUUUUUCAUUUGUAUUCUGAAGAUGAUCUCAAAUUUCCAAAAAAGUUGUAUUAAGAAAAGUUUUAUUCCAUUUAUUCUGUUAGGUAUUCAUUCAGAACAGUGUAGCCUUUGCCACAAAGUUUGUAUUCAGUUAUAUUUGUUUUGAUACCUCAACUCUGUCAGUUUUCAUAAAAUGUUGUACUGAGGUUUAGAAUUGUCUGAUUUUUAAAUAAACUGGGAGUUGUGCCAAGCUCUGACAUUUAUUUUCAUUAAAGAAAAUUGUCCAUUUAAAUAUAUAUACUCUGGAUAGCUUUAUAUCUGUCAUAUACUUUGACAUUUCUUUUUAACUUUGAGUUUGGCAAUUGUAAAUCUGAAAUAAAAAAAAAUAACAAAAACACAAA
Molecule: messenger RNA, 2357 nt
Organism: Centruroides sculpturatus (bark scorpion)
Lineage: Eukaryota; Metazoa; Arthropoda; Arachnida; Scorpiones; Buthidae
Gene: HnRNP-K
Product: heterogeneous nuclear ribonucleoprotein K-like
Exons: 13
Coding region: 197-1552 (451 amino acids)
Biological process (GO): regulation of transcription by RNA polymerase II; regulation of mRNA splicing, via spliceosome
Cellular component (GO): nucleus; cytoplasm
Molecular function (GO): mRNA binding
Source: RefSeq, a predicted model, not a curated record